CAUCAAUAAAGCGUUCUAAAUUUAAGUCUCUUCCACGUGCCAAAUUAUUUUAGUCAGUAUUCUCGAUAUUUCUCCGGAGGUUUAUAUAUCUGUCGAUCAGUAUAUCUGGUAAAAUUGUUGUUUAUUACUACCCAAAGUUUCGUGAAAACCAGGGAAAUAGCAGGUUUUUUUGUGAGAAUUAUGAGUGACGCUAACAAGAAUAGAUUUAUCGUGAGAAGGAAUGAUGAGGUAGGUCGUUUCGCAGUUGUUUCGGAGGAUUUGAAGGCAGGCGAUUUGAUUUUUACUGAGAAACCUUUCGCUUAUGGCCCGAAAUCAGAUAGUCCACCACUUUGUCUUGGUUGUUAUAACGCACUAGAGGGUACAUCCCUCUGUUCCAAGUGUGGCUGGCCUGUCUGCUGUACAGAAUGUGAAAAUAUUCCAUGUCAUAAGGAAAACGAAUGCGAAGUUUUCUCUAAGGCAGGGGUGAAAUUUCAACCUGUUGAAGAUGCUUCGGCAGUCUGUCUACAAUAUGAAUGUAUCACACCCCUCAGAGUACUGUUAGCGAAGGAAAGAAACCCAGAAAGAUGGGAGAAAGAGAUAGCCCCAAUGGAGGCACACUUGAAAGAAAGAAAAGAUAAGCCCUUAUGGAAUUUCAACCAGGUUAAUAUCGUUGAAUACUUGAGAGGUCCCUGUAAAUGCGACAGGUUUUCCGAAGAACUCAUUCAUACAGUCUGCGGCAUCCUGGAUAUAAACGCCUUCGAGGCAAGAGCGCCCUCUGGGUACCUUAUAAGGAGCCUGUACCCAAAUUUGGCCAUAUUGUCCCAUAAUUGUGUGUCGAACAUUGUCCAUUCUAUUGAGUGUACGGGUACAGGAGAUAAGGAUGACUAUAAUGUUAGCGUGAGAGCGGCGGUAGAUAUAGCGAAGGAUGGAGAAAUAUUCAGUAGCUACACGUAUUCCUUAUGGCCGACUUUAGUGAGGAGGGAAUUUUUGAGGGAGAGCAAAUAUUUCGAUUGCAAAUGUGACAGGUGCAGCGAUAAGACGGAGCUUGGGACUCAUAUGAGCUCUUUGAAGUGUAAUAGAUGUGACAAUGGUGUCAUUCUUUCAACAGAUCCACUGGACGACAAAUGCGAAUGGAAGUGUACCCAUUGCGAUUUCUCAACUAACGCAGUUGCCGUGAAGAAAGUCUUCGCAACGAUACAAGCUGAAAUAGAGGCAGUCGAGAUGAUGUCAGAUUCUGAAGGGGUGGAAGCCAGAGAGACCAUAUUCCGGAAAUACCGAUCGGUGUUGCAUCCGAAAAACGCUUACAUGACAAUUUUGAGGGUGGCCUUGUCCCAGCUUUACGGAAAAGCUGAAGGAUACACCAUGGAAGACUUACCAGACUUGAUACUGGAGAGGAAAGUCGAGCUAUGCCAGCAGCUUCUUGACGUGCUCGACGUUGUCGAACCUGGUUACUCUAGGAUUAGGGGUAUAACCUUCUACGAGCUACAUUCACCUCUUUUGAUUUUAGCCAGGAAUCAGUACUCAGCAGAUUUGAUAGAUAAGGAACAGUUGAGGAGGAAGUUGAAAGAGGCUGUUGAUUAUCUUGGGGAAUCGGUGAAGAUAUUGAAGGGUGAGCCGAGUACUACACUUGAAGGGCAACUGUACCAAGUGGCUAAACAAGGUCACGAUCAGCUUACAGCCAACUUUGACUUGUUGGUCGAGACCGCUUGAGAGUGGGCUUUCAAAUUUUCGAUAUUGUUUUGGAUUUAAUAAAUGCUUGAAGAAUA
This is a messenger RNA of Coccinella septempunctata (seven-spotted ladybird), 1745 nucleotides long. RefSeq names its product SET domain-containing protein SmydA-8 (gene SmydA-3). Lineage: Eukaryota; Metazoa; Arthropoda; Insecta; Coleoptera; Coccinellidae. The transcript is spliced from 6 exons. The record is from RefSeq and is a predicted model, not a curated record. Bases 181 to 1689 code for a protein of 502 amino acids. Gene Ontology annotation, molecular function: protein binding.